CUUACGAUCUCAAGCAACCGUCCGAAGAACUCGUAAAAACCGUCAUAAUGAAGAGAGGUGACAGGAAUCAUUCUCUGCGACAAAGUGUGAGUGAUACCUCACAUCUAGACAGUAAAAUUGAUUAAUAUUAAUAAAUAAAUAAUGACACGGGCAAAUGAGAGUCAAAGCGCUGGGUGAGGGUGAAAAUUAAUUAAUAAAUAUAAAUAUCUUUUUCAAGUUUCUUCGGAAUUCAGCAACAGAUCAUUUGAUUAAGAUGAUGUAGAAGUUUAUUGUCAAUAGAUUUAUCAGAUUUUCAGAAUUAAAAAUAUUGAUAAGUGUAUGUGUGUAUGUAUAACAAAUAUCGUAUUUUAAAAUAUCGUACUUUAAUACAGAGCAGUAUUUAAUUUUUUAACACAAUCGGGAAUUUUAAUCAAACAUUGACUUAUUCGUUCAACCUCAGAAAUAUAUUUGAAUAGUUAAAUCAGUUCAAACUGAUUUCAGACGAUUUACAUAAACUAAAACGCACAAAAUGCGUAGCAACUAGAAAAAAAAAAAUUUAUCUGUUUACAACGAAUAUUGUUAUUGUUAAAAAAAUUUCUUUAGAAUAAAGAAUGUUUAAAUAGUCAUAUAUUUGAUUCAAUCAAACAAAUUAUGUUAAAAAAAAAUUUGUUCAAAUUUUUUGUCUAAACUUUAAUGCGAAACAUAAUUUUCUUUACAUUUUCUUACCAUUAAUUAAUUUGCUGGUAACUAAUUUUGCAAUAUAUCCGUUAUCUCUUCUUAAUCGCAUGUCUUUAAAAGAGAUAUUAAAGAAUGCAUAUUAUAUCCAAAGCUUUCUAUCUAAACAUCAUAGUUAUUAAGUAAUAAAAAAAUUUGUGCUGUUAUUAAAAUGCUGUUUGUACAAAAAAGAAAAUAUUAUAAAUAUUCAUUAUACAUGACACUAAAUGAUAAUUUGGCUCUCGUUCAUUGACCCCGUAUACCUCAUUUUGACAUAAGAACAUUACUUGUGUUUCCGCUCUGACACUAUUUGACCUUAUUAAUCCGAACGCAGGCAAAUGAGUUCUAUUUUCAAUCUAAUGUACAUUGCAGAAUAUGGUCUUAUCCGUUGAAUGUAAAUUUCAGAGAAAUAAUAGCUGAUGCGUGCGCGCUCUGUUUCGGGGACAUUCUAUAUAUAUAUAUCGCGCGAGUAGUAGUAAAACAGAAUUUUUUUGACACACGGACCAUUCAGUUAGAUUAAAGUGCGUGACGAAGGAACUUACGAAUAUACUUCGUUUUUCGGAUUUCGUCAUGACAUCCAAUACAUUGGAAAAUUUUGCAAUGAAAUUUGAAGAGACUGUAAAAAGCGGAGUACCGGCGAAAGAAUCACAUACGAUCAAUUAUGAAUGGAAAAUUGUUUGGAAAAAUGUCAUUGUUUUUAUUUAUAUUCAUCUUGCCACCAUUUACGGAUUAUAUCUAGCUUUUUGUUACGCUAGUCUUCGAAGCUUUAUGUGGUAUUUCAGUUUUGGUAUGCUUUCGGGUAUAGGCGUCACUGCUGGCGCUCAUAGAUUAUGGUGUCAUCGAUCUUAUAAGGCAAAAUGGCCAAUGAGACUUAUUCUUAUCAUUUUUCAUACUGCUGCUUUACAGGAUAACCUUUACCAGUGGGUCAGAGAUCAUAGAGUACAUCAUAAAUUCACCGAUACUGACGCAGACCCGUAUAACGCGCGUAGAGGAUUUUUUUACUCACAUAUUGGCUGGCUUAUGGUUCGCAAACAUCCGGACGUCAUCAGGAAGGGUGCCACGGUCGACAUGAGCGAUCUCGAUCGAGAUCCUCUCGUGGUCUUCCAAAAAAAAUGGUACUCAUAUUUGGCGUUGUUUUUAUCUAUUGUCGUGCCAACCAUAGUACCUUGGUGGGGAUGGGGUGAGAAUUUGUGGUAUGCAUGGCAUUGGACCGUUACCAAAUAUUGCAUAAACUUAAAUAUCACUUGGUCGGUGAAUUCUGCGGCUCACAUGUGGGGUGUAAAACCAUUUGAUAAAUCAAUCACCCCUACCGACAAUGCUGGUGUCUCUUUCUUAACACUUGGCGAAGGCUGGCACAACUAUCAUCACGUCUUCCCUUGGGAUUACAAAGCAGGAGAGUUUGGAAAUUAUUGGUUCAAUUUUACCGCAACUUUUAUCGACCUCUGCGCUUAUCUAGGUUUAGCUUAUGAUUUAAAAACUGCAUCUGCCAAUAUGGUAAAGAAACGUGUUCUUCGAAGCAGCGAAAUGAGUUAUUAACUCUAAUCUAAUAAAAUUAAAUAUAACGCCAAUCAACUUUUAAUCUUUAAGAUAAAUUGUCAGAAAGUAAUUCGUUAGCUCCUUAGCGCCUUGCCUUCUGAACUGCAACCGCUCUGUCGUUCGCGAGACACUCGGUUGCUCCAAAAAAUUUAUUUAAACAACUGCAAAAUUAUGGUAUAUAACGUCAGCGUCUUUAUUAAAUCUUUGUGCCGUC
Molecule: messenger RNA, 2443 nt
Organism: Formica exsecta
Lineage: Eukaryota; Metazoa; Arthropoda; Insecta; Hymenoptera; Formicidae
Product: acyl-CoA Delta(11) desaturase-like
Exons: 6
Coding region: 1264-2229 (321 amino acids)
Biological process (GO): unsaturated fatty acid biosynthetic process
Cellular component (GO): endoplasmic reticulum membrane
Molecular function (GO): stearoyl-CoA 9-desaturase activity; iron ion binding
Source: RefSeq, a predicted model, not a curated record